This is a messenger RNA of Drosophila montana, 3353 nucleotides long. RefSeq lists its product as uncharacterized. The transcript has 7 exons. Gene Ontology annotation, molecular function: protein binding. Bases 534 to 3005 code for a protein of 823 amino acids. The record is from RefSeq and is a predicted model, not a curated record. Gene Ontology annotation, cellular component: stereocilia ankle link complex; plasma membrane; cilium. Lineage: Eukaryota; Metazoa; Arthropoda; Insecta; Diptera; Drosophilidae.
AUACAUACGUUCGUCAAAAUUAGCUAAAAAUACAUUUAAACUGUUUUUUGAAACGCAAAGUUCACAUUUUGCGCGUAUGUGUGUGUGUGUGAAAGUGCUGAAAAUGUGUUUUAAUUGAAAUUUGUUGCCAUGCAGCAUGCAAUGUGCACCUGUGUCUGCGCAGUCAGUGAAGCCUGAAAAGCCAAGCCACAAAAGUGUAAAGUGCACUCGCCAGCAAAGCUGUUGAAAAAGAAGAACUAAGCCGAAAAAAACAAAUACGAAACAAAACAAAGCGGAAAGUAACAGCAGCAACGACAGCAACAACAACAACAACAGCAACAAUAAUAACAACGCAAUUCGCAACUCGAGAAUUUCGCGCGUCGCUCGCUGCGCUCCAAUUGCAGAAGCGCUUGGCUCUUAUUGUUGUUGUUGUUGUUGUCAUUGCUGCUGUUGGGUGUGUUUGUCUUCUUCUGCUAAGCGACCCACACAAAUGAGUUGCGCCUGAGGCAGCAGCAGCAGCAGCAGUAGCAGCAGCUCUCAAUUGGCCGGAGAUUAUGAUGAUGAUGAUGUCGUCGGCGCCGGCAUCGACAGACUGCAGCAGCAGCAGCAUGCAGGGCUCGACAACGAGCAGCGCCUCGAGCGAUGUCAUGACGCUGACCACCACGGCGGCCUCCUCGUGGUGCGCGAUGCCGGCGAGCACGCGGCUGCGCGUGGUGCGCCUGGUGCGUCCGCAUCAGCGCCGGCUGCUGGUGGUGCCGGAGCGCAGCGCCACGUUCGGGUUCGCGGUGCGCGGCGGCAAGGAGCACGGCAUCGGCUUCUUUGUCUCGCACGUCGAUAACGGCGGCGAGGCGCAGCUAAAGGGAUUGCGCAUCGGCGACCAGAUCUUGCGCAUCAACGGCUAUCGGCUGGAGGACGCGGUGCACAAGGAGUUCAUACAGCUGGUGGCCAGCCAGGAUCGUGUCACGCUCAAGGUGCGCGGCGUGGGCAUGCUGCCAGUCAAGGAUCAGCCGGAUGAGCGGCUGUCGUGGAGCGUGGUGAAGCUGCCCAGCGUGAGCGGCACGCCCUCGGAGAGCUCGUUCAAGGCGUCGACAGAACGGCGCACGGCCAGCCGGGACAUCAAUGUGGUGCUGCAUGUGGCGCCACGGACCAAACUGGGACUGGGCAUCUGCAAGGGACCCGAGUGGAAGCCGGGCAUCUUUGUGCAGUUCACCAAGGAGCGGAGUGUGGCGCGCGAGGCGGGCCUGCGGCCGGGCGAUCAAAUCCUCAGCGUGAACAGCAUCGACUUCUCCGAUGUGCUCUUCAGCGAGGCCGUCGCCGUGAUGAAGGGCUCCAGCAAGCUGGACAUGGUGGUGCGCACCGCCGCCGGCUGUGAUCUGUUUCCCGGCGAGUCCAGCGGCUACAACAGCUCCGCCAGCUCCGUGACCGGCGAUCAGAGUCCCUGCUGGGCGGACGCCAAGUCCAAGCGGUUAACCGCGGUGCGCGAGGAGCCCAGCCAAGCCUCUGGCGCCGUCCAGGUGCACAAACAGCUCAACAAGACGAUCAUCAAGCUGACCGAGAAUGGCACCUCCAUCAACAGCACCUACAUAGCCAAUGCCAGUCAGCAGCAGCAGCAGCAGCAGGAGCUGUCGGUUAGCCGCAGCACCACAAUGCGACGCAGCUGCUCGGUUUCAGCGCCUGCUCCACCGCCGCCAGCGGCAGCAGCGCUGAACAGCGGCAACGCAGCCGCAGCUGGAGGAGGAGCAGGAGCAGCAGCAGCAGCAGCAGCAGUAGCAGGAACUGGCGCCAGCAACAGCAGCAGCCUCUCCAGUGCCAUAAACGAGGAGCUCAAGAAGCGCAAGGAGAAGCAGCAGCAGCAGCAGCAGCAUUGUCAUCAUCAUCUGUCGGGGCAGCGGAGCAGCAGUGGCAGCCACUUGAGUCGCGAUCGCGAUCGGGCCAGAGAUCGCGAUCAGCGAACUGAAGAUCGGCCGCACAAUGGCGGCAGCCGCGCCGGCGUUGCACAAGUGUCGCACAAGCGCGAACGCAACACAAGCGCUGGCGGUGCAGCGACUGCGACUGCGUCGGCGACCGCGACGUCGACAUCGACUGCGGCUGGCGUUGGCGAUCAGCACACGGCGCUGAUGGAUGAAUUUAAGCGCGCGCAUCAGCGCAUGUUCAGGAACGGGUUCCAUGAGAGCGAGCACAAGGAGCGCGGCGAGACGCUGAAGCGCACCUCGAUUAUGCCCGAUGAUAGCUGCUAUCGCAACAACAGCAACAACAGCAACAACAACAACAGCAACAGCAACAAGAGCCACAAUAAUAAUGGUAACAAUAUUGCCAACAACGGAAGCAAUCGCAUGUCGCUGCUUAACGGCAACAACAACAAAAACAACAGCAGCAGCAGCAACAACAACAACAAUAACAACGUGAAUGGCACGCCGGAAUUGCCGCCGCCGCCGCCGCAGUUUGCCAAUCCCCAACAACAGCAGGCGCAACAGCAGCAGCAGCAGCAGCAGCAGCUCAAGCUGAACAUUGCCAAUGGCAAUGGUCAGCAGUUGGCCGCCAGGAGCAAGCAGCUGACGUCUCCCUUGUCGCCCGUGCGCAGUCCCAGCAUCAAUGUGGGCGGCAUUCGAGCGCCAGCCACGCCCCAGCCGGACUACGAGGCAGCCAGCGUGCAGCUGCGCAGCAAUGGACAGCCAGCAGCAGCGGCACCAACAACAACAAAUGGCAGUCAGCAGCUGCAGCAGCAGCAGCAGCGACUCACGCUGCGGCAUGGAGCGGUGACCAUUGGCGAGUACGGGGAGCAGCGGGGCAAGCGUGAGACGCUGCGCAAGAUGCCAUCGAAUGCGAAUGCGAAUGCGAUUGCAAAUGGCAACGGCGCCGGCGUCCAGACGAAUGGCAUACUCAAGAAUGGCAGCCGCAGCAGCAACAGCUUCGGCAGCAGCAGCAGCAGCAGCAACAACAACAACAACGGCAGCGGCAGCGGCAGCAACAACAAUGGCCGCCAGCAGAUGCAGCAGCCGGAGAAGUCCAUUAAAUUUGGCAACUGACUGUGGGCGGCAAAUUAGCUGUAAAACAUUUGUGCAAUAUGUUUAUGGUAGGCGUGGCCGCCACCUGCCCACAUGCUAAGUACAAAGACACAUCAGGCGGAGCGGUUGAUUUUACAUUAAUAUAUAUAUAUAUACUUUUUUUUAAACUACACUAAAGAUAAUUUUUUUUUUUUAUAUACAUAUAUACAAUAUUAUAUACAUAUAUUUGUUGAAUAUUUGUUAAUAUUAUUUAACAAUUGAAUGCUUAGCUGCUAUUAUUUAAUGUACGUAAUUACUAUACUUAAACUAUACGCCCACACCUACGUAUAGAUACAAUAUACAUAUAUAAAUAACGAUUUGUAAUAAAAG